AUGCUGCGGAUGAAUCUCACAAUGGGCAACCCGAGGCGACAAGAGCGCGCAAUGCAGAACUCUGAGAUUGAUGGCGGGCACGGACAGCAGUCACAUCGCACUGCGGCCGGACACACGGCGUCGCAAGGAGUCGCCGUGCACCGCACUGCACCACGCUGCACUGCACGGCUGCAGGGACGGGCCGAACAGAGGCGCUCUGGCGACACUGGGACAGAGGAUGAGCGUCAGACGAAAAAGCACCGUGUCAAGAAUCCCAUACUUACUCGUCAUAGGCAGGCCUAUAGUGAAUUAUUCCGUUGUGUGCCGGGCACCCAAGCCGUGUCCUUGGAGAGAGGCCUGCAGCGACACGUGCAGACGUGGCGUGACCGUCUGCAGGGGGUGUGGAGCGCCGCUGCAGGCAAAGGCGCAGCCAAAGGCUCCCUCCAGGCGAGGGCGACGCUCGGUGAUUUAGACGCGGGCGCCCGUAAUUACGGGCCGGGCGGAAAUUUACGGGGCUGCCUCAGGAGCGAGGAGCCGGUGCAGAAGAAGGGCGAGUGGAAAGAGGCGACAAUAAACAAGCGGAAGAACACGGCGGCGAUGCCAGGCGACAGGUCCGUCGCGAAACUCGCCUGUCAAGAGGUGCGAAUACUUCGCUCCGGCAACGGAACAGUGGCAGCGCUAGAAGCAGAUAGAUUUCUCAGAGGACGACAUCGUCAUGCGCGGCCGCGGCUGAGCAUGUCGGGCUCGGACGAGCGCCAGGCCCGCUCGGUCGCGCUGGAGAGGGCGUACGUGCACGACGUGUACGAGCAGAUCUCGGCCGCCACCCACCUCCCAGGGGAGGCGCCGCGCGGCCGGGCCUGGCCCAAGGUCAAGCAGUUCCUUGCUGAGCUCGAGCCUGGCUCCCUCGUCUGCGACGUAGGUUGUGGAAACGGGAAGUACCUGGGGGUCAACCCCCUGGUGUUCAAGGUGGGGGUCGACCGGUGCUGCAGUCUGGCCGAAGUGGCGCGGGAGAAGGACCACGAGGUGCUGAUGUGCGACAACCUGUCGCUGCCGUUCCGGGACGAGAGCUUCGACGCGGUGCUGUCGGUGGCCGUGGUGCACCACUUCGCCACCACGGAGCGCCGCGUGGGGGCGCUGCGAGAGCUGGCGCGCGUGCUGCGCAUCGGCGGCCGCCUCAUCAUCUCCGUCUGGGCCAUGGAGCAGCGCCACCGCAAGUUCGAGUCCCAGGACGUGCUGGUGCCGUGGCACCGGCCGCAGCAGCUGAGCACGCCCUCGCUGGAGCUGACGUCGACGACGACGACGACGACGUCCGAGGAGGAGGAGGGUCCGCCGCCCUACCACGCCUACACUCAGACCUCGGACAGCGACUCCUGCCGAUCGCACAGUAGUAAAGGAGUUUUGCUAUUUCCUCGGCGGCGCGGCAGGACUCGGCACAAGGGGCGCUCCAUCGACCCCGCGGCGCCCAGCUCCUCGCCCAGCUCCUCUAGCCUCUCCAGCCCCAACGAGACCUGCUACAGCUUCGUCCGCAGGGCGCUACAGAAGCUGGCAGGCGGCAAGCGCAGCGGCUCGAGCAGCCGGCCCUGGUUCCUGGACUCGUGGAGUUCGUGCACCAAAGAGUCGCCGGCGGGCACGGGCCAGCGGUGCUGUGAGGAGUGUGGGCAGCCGGACUGCGCGGGGGCGAACAACGACGCCGCAGAGGACAUCCAGCCGGAGGUGGCGCCCCAGCGGCGGCAGACGCUGGCCUGCGCGCGCCGCCCCCACCUCGCGGCGUCCGGAGCCCUCGCCCACCUGCCACCGCCCCCGCAGCUCAACUACAAGUCCAAGAGCCUCAGCGACAUCCUCACCGUGGGGCAGCGCGGCAUCGUCAGGUCGCGGUCGAGCGUGCCCAGCCUGGCGGCGGGCGACUGCGCGCUGUCGCUGUCGCUGCCCGCGGGCGGCGGGCGGGCCUCCCUGGCCAAGCCGCGUCUCGUCAAGCAGAAGCAGUCGCUGUGCGACGACGAGGCGCGCGAGGAGGCCGAGGAGGGCGAGGACCCCAGCGACCUGCGCGACCUCGUCAAGGCGCUGCCCGAGUUCAAGGUGUCGGCGGGCGGGGUGCGGCGCUGCGGGAACGUGUUCAAGCAGAGCUCGAUGAAUGAGGAGCUGAUGAUGUCGACGGAGCGGCUGCGCGAGAAGGAGCGCGUGCGGCAGAACAUCCAGAAGCAGGCGUCGCUCAACGAGGAGCUCAUCUACCGCCGCCACCGCACGCUCGACUCGCUGCGUGACACCUUCUUCUCCACGUCCACCGCCAAGCGCUUCCAGCUGCUCAAGAACGGGCUCACCAGCAAGAUCAAGAGCUCCACCACCGGCAUCGAGAAGGUGGCCGGGUCGUCCUUCAAGAACGGCUUCGUGCGGAUCCUGCAAGGCUGGAAGGGCGGCGAAGCGAUGGGCGGCGUGAACAACAGCAACUGCUGCGAGCCGUCCAGCCGGCCGGGCGAGCGGCGGCACUCCAGGGAGGACGGCUCCGACUCGUCCAAAGACUCCAGCCUGCAGAGCGACACCAGCGUCGACUCGGAGGACAGCUUCGCGUCCGUCAUCUACGUGCCCAAGUCUGACCAGCAGCAGCAGCCGCAGCGCCUGCGGCAGGUGCAGGAGAUGCUCCGGACGCGAAUCACGCCUCUGGCGUCGCGAUCAUCAGGCGGGGGCUCGUCGCGGCCCAUGUUCCCGCUGGUGCGGCGAUCGUCGACGGCGGGCACUGGGGCCAGGCCGGAGCCGCUGGCGCGCCCGCUGCCUCGCCUACUCUCGCUGGAGCUCUUCAACCCAGAGACGGACGACAUGGACAGCGACUCCAGCGGCGUCUCCUCCCCGGACUCCGUGAGCUCCGUCAUCAGCGUCCUCACCGAGGAACCCGCCCAGCCGGCAGACGAUGCAGCAGGGGCGGUGCGCAGCAGCGCUGACAGUGCGCCAGCCACCUCCGACGUGCAUCCCCACCCCCGGACACCGUCGCCGCCCCCGCCGGCGCCCACGCUCCAGCCACCGCCAGCCCCGCCGCCUACGCUCCCCGCAGAGGACGAGCUGGCGGCCCCCGUGGCGGCCGCAGCCGCCUCCCCGUCGUCGCUGAGCCUGCUGGAGGCUGCGGCGGACGUGGCCAGCUCGCUGGAAGACGCGGUCGACGCCGUCAUCCAGUCGAGCCCGCGCGCGCGCCGCCGCAAGCUCGACGACCCGCUGGCGCUGAUCCACGGCUGGGGUGGCGCCGGCGCCGGCGGCAGCGGGGGCGGCAGCAGCGCCACCGGCAGCCGCCGCGUCAGCCCCCGACGCGAGGCGCCUUCCGCCCCCGCCGCCACCGGCUGGCCGGCGGAGGGCGGCGACGAGAGCUGCCGGCAGCACCUGGCGGACUUUGCGGAGAAGCUGAGCGAGAAGCUGCUCGAGGAGAUCGACCAGUACCGCGCCGAACGCAGCCGACCCGCGUCUCCACCCCCGCCUCUACCCCCGCGUCCGGGCUCUCCGCCCCCACCGCCGCCCCCGGUGGAGGCGUUCCUGCCCCCUGGCGCGGCCGCCUACAGGGACGACCCCUACCUGUCGCGGCUCAGUGAGGAGCUGCACGACCUCAGCCGGCUCAGCGAAGAGUUACACGAGCGCAACUCCUUCAUCGCCAGCCUCAACGAGAGCUCCGACCGGAGGAUCCUCGAAGAUCUGAAGAACUUCAGCUGGGAGGCGAGCAGGCGGCACCGCUCCGCGACACUCGCGGGCACCCCGGAGGCCGACGGGCGGCGAGAGGGCGCCGCGCCGGAACCGGAGACCCGGCGCCGUGACGGCGGGCCCGUCUCCGAGGACGUGGCGCUCGAGUCCUACUCGAGACAGACGAGCGCCGACCUGACGGACGAGCUGGAGGACGAGGAGGAGGAAUUGCGCUCCGGCCUCUCUCUCGAGUCGAGCAGCGACGCGAGUGACGGGCUGCCCACGGCGAGCACCGCGUCGCUCAGUGACGGCAGCGGGGGCAGAGGGCGUGUCGGGGGGGCGUCUUCGUCCGAGGAGGCGCUGCCGCCCCCGCCGCCCCCGGAAGACCUCCCGAAGACGGAGUCGUGCGCCUCGUCGCUGAGCGGCUCGACGUCGCAGGAGUCGCUGCCGUCGGACGGCGGGGGCGCCAUCACCUUCCACCGCUACUACCACGUGUUCCGCGAGGGCGAGCUGGACCAGCUCAUUGAGCGAUACGUCGAAAACUUGCACAUCAUCUCGUCCUAUUACGACCACGCCAACUGGUGUGUAGUGGCGGAGAAGGUCCAGGUGUGGACUAUCUGA
This is a messenger RNA of Schistocerca serialis cubense, 4254 nucleotides long. RefSeq lists its product as uncharacterized. The record is from RefSeq and is a predicted model, not a curated record. The coding region runs from base 1 to 4254 and encodes 1417 amino acids. NCBI's taxonomy places the organism in Eukaryota, Metazoa, Arthropoda, Insecta, Orthoptera, Acrididae. Gene Ontology annotation, molecular function: S-adenosylmethionine-dependent methyltransferase activity; tRNA binding. Gene Ontology annotation, biological process: tRNA wobble uridine modification. Gene Ontology annotation, cellular component: cytoplasm; nucleus. The transcript has 20 exons.